Molecule: messenger RNA, 1824 nt
Organism: Colletotrichum karsti
Lineage: Eukaryota; Fungi; Ascomycota; Sordariomycetes; Glomerellales; Glomerellaceae
Product: ubiquinone biosynthesis
Exons: 3
Coding region: 1-1824 (607 amino acids)
Biological process (GO): lipid homeostasis; mitochondrion organization
Cellular component (GO): mitochondrial inner membrane
Source: RefSeq, a predicted model, not a curated record
AUGAAAGCCUUCUCCGUCUUCUCGCCCUCGUUGCGCCGGCUCGCCACUCGACAACCAUGGACCUGCUCCAGCUGUCGAGCCGGCCCUUUGGCACAGCCUAGCAGCAGGGCGACGCAGCAGAGAUUCACCAACAGCAGCCCCCGAGGCUUCUCGUCGACGUCGUCCAGGGCCUCGGCCGGUAGAACACCACCUAGAGGUGGUCGGAAGGUUGGUCGUGUGUUGCUUCUUGCCUCCGGUGGUGGAGCGGCGGCGGCAGGAGUGCUCGCCUUUACGGACGAUGUGAAGCAUGGUUAUGGUGCGGCGGAGCGUGCUGGUCGGGUUGCUGCUGCUCUUGCGGUCUGCAUCAAUGACUACCGCACGACCCUGAAUCAACAGGAGAAGAUCGAAGACCCCGAGGUUCAGUCGAGGAUACUCAAGGAUUGCCACCAGCGAUGCGCCGAUCGUACACUCAAGGUUCUGGAGAAGAACGGUGGUAUCUUCAUCAAGCUGGGCCAGCACCUGAGUGCGAUGAACUAUCUUCUCCCCUCUGAAUGGACGAAUACCUUCAUCCCACUACAGGACAAGUGCCCCGUGUCCUCAUUCGAGUCUAUCGAGGAAAUGUUUCGAGCGGAUACUGGCAAGGAGUUGUGGGACUACUUCUCCGAAUUCUCAACCGAACCUAUUGGCGCCGCCUCCCUAGCUCAAGUGCACAUCGCAACUGUCAAGGAAACGGGCAUGAAGGUCGCCGUCAAAGUACAACACCCAAGUCUUGGCCAAUGGGCUCCUCUAGAUCUGGCUUUGACACGAUUCACGUUCUCUACCCUGAAGCGCUUCUUCCCCGAAUACGACCUCGAAUGGCUGUCUUCCGAGAUGGAUGUGUCUCUGCCUAAGGAACUGGAUUUCAGGGAGGAGGCUUACAACGCCAACCGCACAAAGGAACACUUCGCCAAGCUUCCGGAACAUCCUCUGGUGGUUCCCGAGGUUCUCUGGGCUAAGCAGCGCAUCCUGGUCAUGGAACAAGAGUCCGGUGCUCGCCUGGAUGAUCUCGAUUACCUCGACGCCAACGGCAUCGACCGAGACGAGGUCUCUGCUUGUCUGGCGCGCAUCUUCAACGAAAUGAUCUUUGGUCACGACGCACCCCUCCACUGCGACCCCCACGGCGGUAACCUCGCGAUCCGGAAGAACGAAUCCCGCCGCGGCCUGCGCGGUGGUCACAACUUCGACAUCAUCCUCUACGACCACGGCCUGUACCGCGACAUCCCCCGAGACCUCCAACGUUCCUACGCUAAGAUGUGGCUCGCCGUCAUCGACGGCGACAUGAAGCGCAUGCGCAAGUACGCCAAGGAGGUCGCCAACAUCAACGACGACCAAUUCCCCCUCUUCGCCUCGGCCAUCACCGGCCGCGACUGGAGCGUCCUGAACAGCGAGGGCUCCGUCCUGCAGACGCGCACUGACGACGAGAAGAAGGAGAUGGGCGACGCUCUCCAGGAGGGCCUGCUCGCCGACCUCGUCCAGCUGCUCGGCCAGGUGCCCCGCAUCAUCCUGCUCAUCCUCAAGACUAACGACCUCACCCGCAGUCUCGACGAGAACCUGCACACCCGCCAAGGCCCCAUACUCUCCUUCAUGAUCCUCGCUCGCUAUUGCACGCGCACGGUGUUCGAAGAGCAGUUGGAAGAUCUGAGGCAGCGCGGCUCGCUGCUGUGGCCGCCCAACGCUUUCCGCCUGGUUUCGGCCUGGAUCGGGUUUCUGAGGGUUGAGUUUAAGCUCGGCGCUUUUGAGCUGUGGCUUAGCAUGAAGAGGGUUUUUGGACUCAAGAGCGCGGGAUUUUCGGCUCCUGGCAUGUGA